AUGUCGCCUCCAUCCGCUCAACCAGCCAAGGAGCUCACCUCGACUCUUCCCUCGCUUCCUCCGACGACCCCAUCUCCUGCCCCGACUCCAUCUUCCUCUGAGCUCUUCGACAAAGACGAGAAGAAGCUCGACGACUCGCCUGAAACGUCUCUCGCACCGGGCGAAUACAACCCAGCUGUGACGGGCCAUCCAUGGCGGAUCAAAGGACCAACUUUGUUGCUCGUCUUGUUCCUCACCCUCGGGUCAAACUUUGCAAGCUCGUCGAUUAGUCCGCUCAAGUCAACUCUGAAGAGGGAGCUCGGGGUCGACAACGCCCAGUAUGCCAACCUCGACACGGCCGACUCGCUCAUCAACACGGUCUUGCCCAUCUUGAGCGGUAUAGCCAUCGACUACUUCGGACCCAUCGCCGGCGCACUCUACUCCUCAAUCGUCAUCCUCCUCGGCACGAUCCUCGCCGGCGUCGCCGCAAGCACCCGCUCCUACCCUCUCUUCCUCGUCGCAAACAUCAUCACCGGUCUCGGUUCCUCAACCAUCGAGACCUCUCAGAGCAAAUUGUACUCGUUCUAUUGCCUCGGCGGGGGCAUCAUGGGGUUUGUGUAUGGGCUUGAUAUCGGGAUUGGGAGGGUGUAUAACUUGGCGGGCAAGUUGAGCGCUGUGCCCAUCAUGGAGGGCACCGGCUCCUACGCCUGGACAUUUUGGGUCUCCGCCAUCCUCUGCGCCUUCACCUUCCUCCUCACCGUCUCUCUCGCUCUCUACGAACGCACCUUCCCCGCCUGCGCACGCGUACCAACAGGCCGCCAAGCCGCCGUCUUCGCCGCUAAACAACUCGCACCUGGACAGGCGCCGGCUUCGUUCGGCAGACGGUGGAAGGAGGAGAGGAAGUAUUUCGUCAUGUCGCUCAUGGCGCUGCCCGCGUGUUUCUGGAUCAUGGACGUCUCGCAGCUCCUCCAGGCCGGAGCGGUCAACGCCUAUACGUCCAACUUGGCCGACGCGAUCUCGACUACUCGGAACAAGUCGAAGGCUGCAGCAGGAUACACUUCCGCCAUUGGCCAGAUCAUUCCCAUCGUCCUCACCCCCUGCCUCGGCAUGAUCUUUGACCGUUUCGGCCGCCGCAUGCACUGGGUGACCUGGACCGCCUCACUCUACGUCCUCGUCUUCGCCCUCCUCGCCUACACCACCGUCCAGCCGCUCGUCCCGUCGAUCCUCGGCUCGCUUGCGCUCGCGACGAAUGUCUUGCCGUGGAUUGCGUCGAUUCCGUUGCUGGUGCCGGAUCAGGCGAGGUUGGGGACCGCGUUUGGGGUGUACAAGAGCCUCAAUAGCUGCGGCUCAGUCAUUGUCACCGUCGCAGCUGGCGCAAUCCAAGACCGUACCAAGCCCGGGCGAACCGAAUACAACACCGUUUUCGCCUUCCUGAUCGCCAUCAAAGCCUUCGACGUCCUCCUCGGUUUGUCCUACAACCUCUUCGACAAGCGCUACCUCCAUGGUGUCCUCAGAUCGAAUGACAAGCAGCUGAGGAGGUUGGAGGAGGAGAUGAGUGAGGAGGAGAGGUUGAGCGGCCUGCGCAAGCCGAUCAAGGCGGUGACGGUUGCGGCGCUGGGUGUGGUCGGUGCGAUGAUCGUCACGGCGUGGGUGUUGUAUCUCGUGUAUGCCGUCUGA
Messenger RNA from Rhodotorula toruloides NP11, 1656 nucleotides. RefSeq names its product MFS transporter. Bases 1 to 1656 code for a protein of 551 amino acids. Gene Ontology annotation, molecular function: transmembrane transporter activity. Gene Ontology annotation, biological process: transmembrane transport. Lineage: Eukaryota; Fungi; Basidiomycota; Microbotryomycetes; Sporidiobolales; Sporidiobolaceae. The record is from RefSeq and is a predicted model, not a curated record. The transcript is spliced from 8 exons.